AAGCCUGUGUUAAGAAGUCUAGCUCAAGGCAGAUCAAAUCCACUUCAGCUUCACUCCCAUCAAGGAUCACAGCAGCCAGAAAAUGCUCUUCCAAAGAGUUUGCUUUCUUGUGUGCUUGUUUUGUAUGGCACAGAUGACAGCUCAGCAAAACACCAAACCCAAGAAAAAGGCAGACCCCAGGAGAGAUGUCGUAAGCCUCAAAAUGGUUGAGGAUCUCAAGGAGCAGUUAGAGAAUAUCUCCCAGGAGGUGGCUCUGCUAAAGGAAAAGCAAGCACUUCAAACAGUUUGUCUCAAAGGUACCAAGGUGAAUCUAAAAUGUUUCCUGGCUUUUUCGAAUGCUAAGACCUAUCACGUGGCCAGUGAAGACUGCAUCUCACAAGGCGGCACCCUUAGCACCCCACAGACGGGAGAUGAAAACGAUGCUCUCUAUGACUACGUGAGGAAGAGCCUGGGGCCCGAAACAGAGGUUUGGCUUGGCGUGAAUGACCUGGCAGCGGAAGGGAAAUGGGUGGACAUGACAAGCAACCCCAUUCGUUAUAAGAACUGGGAAACAGAGAUCACAACCCAACCGGAUGGUGGGAAGCUCGAGAACUGUGCUGCGUUGUCGGGGGUUGCUGUUGGCAAAUGGUUUGACAAGAGGUGCAGAGACCUGUUGCCUUAUGUCUGCCAGUUCAUGAUUGUUUAAUAGUGGGGCACCUGAUGUGGAAGAAAAGGCCAAGGCACAUUGUUUGACACUUGGGCUAGAGUUGUGUGUGCACAUGUACAUGCACAAAUUGACAGACAUAUCUACAAUAUACACACAUGCAAACACAUAUACACAAACACAUACUCUUGGCUUAGUAAUGGAUUAGAAUAAAUUAUAUCUAAUUGGCUGAAAAUAUCAAAACCAUAGGCAACAUGUUUCUUACUAAGGCUUAAGUUAUAGACAGAGAUAUAUUUUUACACUCAAAAUGUAUUAGGAUGGCUUCAGCAUGUGAGCAAAAUUUGAACUUUGCAAAAACAAAAAAACCAGUAAAGUACUUAAGAUGCAUUAGUUUGUUAUUGCAUGCAACAUUUCUACAUUCCUCUUUUUCUUCCAGAUGAUUGCACCAAAGUAAAUCAUAUUUUGUUCAAUUGUUCUGGUUAUCAUCUCCUUGACUGAAAAGCUGAAAGCACAUUUAUCACAGCCUGCUGCUAUUGUUUAAUGUUUUGCAUUCCUAAAUUGCCAGCCCAAAUGAGUCCUUUGAAAUGGGAGGGUUUAAAAGUUUCCUCUGCCUCAGCUAUGGUAUUAUUAUACGUAGAAUGCCAAUUAAAAGGAGAUGAGAGAAAGAAGGCUUUAAAAAAACCUUUCACUCUAAAGAAGAGGGCUGAGGGAGAUUAGCAUAUUUUGAUGAAAGGGGUCACUAUUAUCGCGAUGCCAGGGCUCUGCCAAUAUUUAGGCAGAGAUGAAUCAAACUCCCAGUUUGUGUUAAACAAUUUAAUUAAAACAGCACUUACUUUCUGGCUGUUUUAAUAGUCCAGAAUAUAAAACAUAAAGAUUGCACCCAGCCACAGAAUAUAAAACAAAAACAGCAAAUACUGUUGCAGGUUCAAGAUGACUCCAUAGUCAAAUGGUCCAGACCAGUGGUCAAACGAUGAGAGUUCAAUAAGCAAAGUCCAGGGAUCAAGAGUCUAUACCGUAGUCAAAAGCCAGUCCAAAGAUUCAAGGUUCCAGGAUUCCAAAGAUUCAGGAGAUAGGUCAGGACACCGAAAAUCCACAAACCUGGGGGAAAACCAGCAGCAUCUACCAUCAAAAUAAGAUAAAUACUUUUCUCCCAAAGAACAGUCCCAAGGCUAGCUCAUUAUAUCCAGAAACACCCAGCUGCAACCUAUCUCUUGCAUACCUCCACCCUUAAUUACUUUCACCCAUGAACUCUUACUUACAGAUUACUCAACCCUUUAGAACUAAGACUUACAUUAACCCUUCCAUCACCAGUUGCUAGUCCCACCACCACCAACCAUCAUCAACUACAGAACAUAAUACAUGACAACUAUAUCUUCCAGAUGAAAAUAUGAUCAGAAUUUUGAGAAAAGAUAACAAAAAGAUGAAUGAAGCAUGGGUAGGACUAAUCAAUAGGAAGAAGUAAACACAACAUUGUUCCAUGUGGGAUAAAUAGAGGAUGCUGGGAGGUUACUUUGUACAAGGUAGCCGGGGUGGUAAUUUCUAUGCAUCUCUAACACUGAAACAAUAACACUGUUCAUGAAGUACUCUCUGCCACAGCAAAAGUGGAUCACUCAUCUUCAUUCUAUAUUGGGUCUUUGCAAUAGGAUUUGUUUCUUUGCACACCUCAUCACUUGCAUUCACAGAGUCCCAGCUGACUGAAAGUAAUGCAAUAGGUUUCUAUCUUAAACGAAUUGAGAAAAUAAUGAGUGUUGUAGCUCCUGUUUUUGUAACAGAUCACUGAACUGUAGCAGAUCUUCUGCUGAAGUCUAUGAAAGAGAUGCCUUAGUUGGCUACUUUGCAAUAAAACAUAAGAUAAAAAUACAUUUCAGAUAUGCGUAGCUGGUGGUAUAUAGUAGAGUCAUCUAUAAGUGCUUACGUUUGAGAUUGUCAUUGCCACUUUCUGCUGAGAUAACCAGCAAAUCAAUAAAUAAGACUUGUUAUAAA
Anolis sagrei ordinatus is the source of this 2626-nucleotide messenger RNA. RefSeq names its product C-type lectin domain family 3 member B (gene CLEC3B). NCBI's taxonomy places the organism in Eukaryota, Metazoa, Chordata, Lepidosauria, Squamata, Anolidae. The record is from RefSeq and is a predicted model, not a curated record. Gene Ontology annotation, biological process: ossification; bone mineralization.